This is a messenger RNA of Mizuhopecten yessoensis (Yesso scallop), 2223 nucleotides long. Its product is annotated as histone-lysine N-methyltransferase 2D-like. The transcript has 2 exons. The record is from RefSeq and is a predicted model, not a curated record. Bases 1 to 2223 code for a protein of 740 amino acids. NCBI's taxonomy places the organism in Eukaryota, Metazoa, Mollusca, Bivalvia, Pectinida, Pectinidae.
AUGGAUGACGAACCUGAAGUAAACCCCUACAACAGUCAAACAUCACAUUGUCCACAGGACGAACCUAAAGUAAACCCCUACCACAGUGAAACAUCACAUUGUCCACAGGACGAACCUGAAGUAAACCCCUACCACAGUGAAACAUCACAUUGUCCACAGGACGAACCUGAAGUAAACCCCUACCACAGUGAAACAUCACAUUGUCCACAGGACGAACCUGAAGUAAACCCCUACCACAGUGAAACAUCACAUUGUCCACAGGACGAACCUGAAGUAAACCCCUACCACAGUGAAACAUCACAUUGUCCACAGGACGAACCUGAAGUAAACCCCUACCACAGUGAAACAUCACAUUGUCCACAGGACGAACCUGAAGUAAACCCCUACCACAGUGAAACAUCACAUUGUCCACAGGACGAACCUGAAGUAAACCCCUACCACAGUGAAACAUCACAUUGUCCACAGGACGAACCUGAAGUAAACCCCUACCACAGUGAAACAUCACAUUGUCCACAGGACGAACCUGAAGUAAACCCCUACCACAGUGAAACAUCACAUUGUCCACAGGACGAACCUGAAGUAAACCCCUACCACAGUGAAACAUCACAUUGUCCACAGGACGAACCUGAAGUAAACCCCUACCACAGUGAAACAUCACAUUGUCCACAGGACGAACCUGAAGUAAACCCCUACCACAGUGAAACAUCACAUUGUCCACAGGACGAACCUGAAGUAAACCCCUACCACAGUGAAACAUCACAUUGUCCACAGGACGAACCUGAAGUAAACCCCUACCACAGUGAAACAUCACAUUGUCCACAGGACGAACCUGAAGUAAACCCCUACCACAGUGAAACAUCACAUUGUCCACAGGACGAACCUGAAGUAAACCCCUACCACAGUGAAACAUCACAUUGUCCACAGGACGAACCUGAAGUAAACCCCUACCACAGUGAAACAUCACAUUGUCCACAGGACGAACCUGAAGUAAACCCCUACCACAGUGAAACAUCACAUUGUCCACAGGACGAACCUGAAGUAAACCCCUACCACAGUGAAACAUCACAUUGUCCACAGGACGAACCUGAAGUAAACCCCUACCACAGUGAAACAUCACAUUGUCCACAGGACGAACCUGAAGUAAACCCCUACCACAGUGAAACAUCACAUUGUCCACAGGACGAACCUGAAGUAAACCCCUACCACAGUGAAACAUCACAUUGUCCACAGGACGAACCUGAAGUAAACCCCUACCACAGUGAAACAUCACAUUGUCCACAGGACGAACCUGAAGUAAACCCCUACCACAGUGAAACAUCACAUUGUCCACAGGACGAACCUGAAGUAAACCCCUACCACAGUGAAACAUCACAUUGUCCACAGGACGAACCUGAAGUAAACCCCUACCACAGUGAAACAUCACAUUGUCCACAGGACGAACCUGAAGUAAACCCCUACCACAGUGAAACAUCACAUUGUCCACAGGACGAACCUGAAGUAAACCCCUACCACAGUGAAACAUCACAUUGUCCACAGGACGAACCUGAAGUAAACCCCUACCACAGUGAAACAUCACAUUGUCCACAGGACGAACCUGAAGUAAACCCCUACCACAGUGAAACAUCACAUUGUCCACAGGACGAACCUGAAGUAAACCCCUACCACAGUGAAACAUCACAUUGUCCACAGGACGAACCUGAAGUAAACCCCUACCACAGUGAAACAUCACAUUGUCCACAGGACGAACCUGAAGUAAACCCCUACCACAGUGAAACAUCACAUUGUCCACAGGACGAACCUGAAGUAAACCCCUACCACAGUGAAACAUCACAUUGUCCACAGGACGAACCUGAAGUAAACCCCUACCACAGUGAAACAUCACAUUGUCCACAGGACGAACCUGAAGUAAACCCCUACCACAGUGAAACAUCACAUUGUCCACAGGACGAACCUGAAGUAAACCCCUACCACAGUGAAACAUCACAUUGUCCACAGGACGAACCUGAAGUAAACCCCUACCACAGUGAAACAUCACACUGUCCACAGGACGAACCUGAAGUAAACCCCUACCACAGUGAAACAUCACACUGUCCACAGGACGAACCUGAAGUAAACCCCUACCACAGUGAAACAUCACACUGUCCACAGGACGAACAUGAAGUAAACCCCUACCACAGUGAAACAUCACAUUGUCCACAGGACGAACGUAAAGUAAACCCCUGA